Molecule: messenger RNA, 8502 nt
Organism: Carcharodon carcharias (great white shark)
Lineage: Eukaryota; Metazoa; Chordata; Chondrichthyes; Lamniformes; Lamnidae
Product: zinc finger protein 518A
Exons: 4
Coding region: 825-6299 (1824 amino acids)
Biological process (GO): regulation of transcription by RNA polymerase II
Cellular component (GO): nucleus
Molecular function (GO): DNA-binding transcription factor activity, RNA polymerase II-specific; RNA polymerase II transcription regulatory region sequence-specific DNA binding
Source: RefSeq, a predicted model, not a curated record
UAGUGCAGCCGAUAAACUGUCGGAAAGUGCAGAUACGUGGAGGCCUGGAGUCGAACGGACGGCCAAAGGGCUUUGGCGUCGCCGUUGUAGUUUAAAGCGAUUGUCCGAGGGCUCACAGCGCUCGGCUAAAAGGAAAUCCAUCCACCAGUUUUUUAAUUCCGCCUUAGUGUAUACGUCCGCCAUUUUGACGGCGGGGAUAAAUAGAUUUCUAUUCGUGAUUCUCGGCCUCGGAUCAAGCCCCAGUGAAAUUAAGUCAGGAUACUUAAUAAUUGCAAAAUAAACUCUGCUGUCCAGAGUAUUUUGAUUCUCCGUUGCGGUCCAGUCGAGAACUUUUCAAAGCAUUUACCGCCGAAUAGUCUCAUAUCCAAUGAGGUUACACUCUUUUACCACCCAUUUCUUCCCCCCUAGAAAUGAUCCACAAGAAAUAUGCUGCUUCAGUUCAAAAUGGGUGAGAAAGAUAUGGAGGAUUUCCCAUUUACAUUGACUGCCCAAGGUCUUGGUUCACAAAGAAGGCCUGCUGAUUACUGCUCUAGGUUGUGUGCUUUCUUCAAUCCCACCCUUGUGCAUCUGACUUUUCAGAAUGGCUGUCAGGUUGAUGAGGAUGCUGAAACCUUUGUUGGGAGAGGGGGUUCUUGGCUGGAGCAGCCAGUUUUUGUUCAAGAAUGAUCAUCACAUGAGGAGUAAUAUUCUAUGGCCUAAUUUUGCCUGAGCUCACAUCUGAAGAAACGACUUUUCUGAGACCUACUGUGACAUGCAGCAAUUGGAGAGAAGGCAUCUAACAAGUCUCUACAACAUCAUUGAUUAACAUUCCACAAAAUUGAAAUAUGCAAUCUGACCAGAGAAAUUUUGCACAAAUCAGUGAUGCAAAUGCUUUUGUAGAUUCAAAUAGCAAGAAGUGUUGUAGAAAGAAACUAAGUUUGCCUACAGGAAAUUUUUUACAAAAGGACAAAGGAUUUGUAGCACAAAAGUGUGCACGGUCUUCAUCUAUACCUUCAGUGACUGUGAAUAAACAUGUGAAUAAAGAGUCUUCGCAAGAAUUGAAAUUGAAACUUAAAAAUGCAAAAGUUGUUCUGUCAAGAUUAGAUGUGAAAAAAAAGAUCUCUCCAUACUUACUUGUAAAUCAAAGUAAAACAUCACUAAGUAGAAGCCAGACUGCAAGGAAAUCCCUGAGGAGAGAAAGCUUAGCUCAGGUGGACCAUCGGGUUAUUUCUUUCAAGGAUAGUUCUGUGCAACAGUCAUUGGGUGAGACAUCUAAAACUUCAGAGGGGGUAGCAAAAGCUGUAUUAGUAAAGGUUCUACGUUUUAGUUGUGAAAAAUGUAAAGACGGUGCUGAAUACAACCCAAAACAGUUACUGAAACAUUAUCAGGAAUUGCAUGCUGCAGACUUACCUGUAUAUCCCUGUGAGUUGUGUAGUUUUACUGCUAAUGAUUUUCAGACACUGAGCCAACACCGAUUGAAACAUCGUACUCCUCUUCUUAAGUGUGAAGUUUGCAACGAUGGUAAAAUGUAUACUCUACAAGAGCUGAGAAGGCAUUUAAAUUGGAAACAUGGUGUAAAUGGUAAUUUUCGCUGCGAAAAGUGCCGAUUUUCUACUAAGGAUCAAGGCACUUUUAUUCAGCAUAUUCACCGACAUGAUGUGAUUCAGUACAAAUGUGGUAAAUGUGAGCAUGUAAGUUACACAAAAGGUGAGUUUCAAAGACAUCUUGUUGUACACACAGGUGCAUUUCCAUUUUGCUGUCAAUACUGCAAAUAUGGUGCAACACGUAAAGACUAUAUUAUAAAACACAUUAAUGCUGUCCAUAAGGGUCUGGCCGAGGGUAGCAGUUCAAAAACAGAAAUGGAUCCAUGCCAAAAAGGAAAAUUGAAGAAUUCAGCGGGUCUCAAACUUGUUCUGAAAAGAUACAAAAAUGGGGUGUCUCGGAAAGCUCAAUGGAGGAAAAAAAGGCACAUCCCGAAUUUGGCUCCUACAAAGGAUAAUGCUAAGAGAUCUGAUGAUGCAACAAAGAAAGUCAGCUAUCAAGAACAACAGUCUCGACCAGCUGUAGUCUCACAUUCGAAUGAAGAAGUAGUUAGUCCUAAAGAUAUCAGCGCUGAGAAAGAUGAAAUUCCAGGACCAAAGCCAACAGCUUCUACUAGCUCUCCACAGAAGACAGCCGAUGUAAGUGGUUCUAAUCAAAAAGGCAGUAAGGUAGUCUCUCCUCGGGCCCCUGUUGUAAUACUAAAGAACAAUAAAUUAUCAGUGCCACCUAAUUAUAGUGCUCAAUUUAUGGGCUUCAAAGUAGUAAGUGGCAAACAACAUUUAGUAAUAAAGCUAAUGCCUACAUGCAAACAAAACUUAAGUGCUUCAAAUUCUCAAACCCUAGCCAGUAAUGGCAACUCUCUCUGUUUGCCUCAGAAUGCAGGAAAUUCAAACGUUAGAUUACCUGGUACAAAUGCAUCAAGUGUGAAUGCGCAGUCCAUUAGAUUAUCAAAUCUUUUCACAAGUCAGCCUCGUGCAUUCAUGGUAAUGGAUAAUUCUGCGGAAUCAAAGAUGCAUACUUCAGGACCUCAGGUAUCUCACGUAUCUUCUGUAACCAAUGGUAAAUUUACUCAGGUUAAAACAUUAGAACCAUUGUUUGCAGGCAUGAGCUCAUCUCAAACAGGAAAAUUAUUACCAACAUCUUCAUCGAAUCUAACUGAGGCUACAGUAAAUAAGGAUAUGCCAGAUAGCCAGGUUAUACAAAACAAGACGACAACUUCAGUAAAAUCUUCAGUUUCAAAUAAUAGCCCAACACGGACAUUAGCAUCUUCAACCAUCAGCCAGAUUGCAAUCCCUUUGAGGCAAUACUUAAAUGAGCAGACAUCCAGUGGAAAGAAGAUGUCUCAGUCGGAUUGUGAUGCCUCAUUACAGUCCAUAAACGGCACCCAUUUGCCUUUUAUUCACAAUUAUGCUAAGGUGAACAUUUCUACUUCAAAACAAUCUGGUGGUUUGAUAGUACAAGGAGAUAAUUCAAAGACAGGAAUGAUUUCACAACAAUCAGAAGCUGUUCCUCAAAGUUCCUUUAAGGCUGAAUCAAGCUCUGGACAGCCACACAAAGUAGAAGCUAGUGGAAUUCAAGUGUCAAAUCUUCAACAACUACAAUGUAUUGUAACUUCUCAAGCCUCUAUAAUUCCAAAAUAUGGUCUAUUAAAUGGAAAAGUUUCAACAGCUGGUGUUUCAAUUUCCAGCAAACCAUCAUUUACAAACGUUCCUUCCCACGUGCUGCUUGGCUGUCGAAAUCCAGGUGGCCAAGGUUUGAAUGAACUUAAUUCACCUAUACUUCUGCAAAUGCUAGAACCUUCUGAAAUAGUUAAUGAAGAAUCUGAUGCAGAGAGCAAAUUGGUGUCAUCAAAAAACAUCCCUAUGUCAUCUACAUUAUGUACAAGUUCUGCUACAUCAAAUUGUAAUUUCCUUUUUACUUCAAGUGAACUGGGCGCUGAAACUCUAAACAUACAAUGUGAUGAACUCUGUAAUAAUUCUAUGGUUAAUUAUAACCUUAAUUCUUGCAGUGCACUAUUAAAUGCAACUGCUUCAGAACAAAGUAUCUGUCCUAUCAAUGUAAAGGAACCUAACCAAGUUAAUUAUGAGAAAUGUUUGUAUAAUUUGAAUAAUUUCCAUGCUACAGAAGUACCAAUAUCAGGCAUGUGCCAGUCUGCAGCGGAGGCUGAAGCAUUAAAAAAAGUCACUGUCAGAAGUUGUACGACAGUGCAGAGCCAACAAGAACUUAGGGAAUGUAAUAGUAAUUGGUCUCCAAAAGAUUGGGCCUGUGAUUCCGAGGCAAAUACUAAAUUGCAAAAUACGGAAGAGGAUGAAACAAUUUCAGAAUUAUUUUUAGAAAAAUCAAAUUGUAGGAAAGUAGAUGUAGAGAUGAUGGACUCCUAUACCAAAGAUAACAUGAAUCAGACUGUCUCUGCUGAAGACUUUUUGGAAGAGCAAGUUAGUGAUUCUGAUGGCAGUGUGUCCCCAGUAAUGCCUAGAAUCACAUCUGUGUUCUCAUUGCGGACUGGGGAUGGAAUGAGUUGUUUGGCUCCUGAAGAAAAUCAGUUACUACUUAAUGCAUUGAAGGGUACGUCCAUAUUUGGUGAUGAAAAUCCUUGCAGUGAACCACAGUGUCCCAAAAGUAGUCCAACUAGUUUUCUAGAGAGACAGACCAGUACACAUACUGCAACAAAUAAAAUGGCUUUACAUAAUUAUUCUAUUAAGGAAGAGUCUUGGGCUAUGCAGUUGGACUCUCUAAAUGAUAGCUGUGUUUUAGAUAAUGAGAAAUGUCUUGGUGAGAGAAGUGUGCCGCAGACUCCACCUAAAUCAAGCAGUUGCAUGCCACCAAAUGUUGAAAAGCUGAAUACACUGUUAAAGACUCAUUCUGCUGAAAUAAUUAACCAGCAGUUGAUAAAGGAUGCAAUUCGUACUUCUGCUAAUGGAGGCAGUAACUCAUCUGUAGCACCUGUUGCACUUUUGGGACCUUUACGCCUUGCUGGCAUCACUAAGCCGCUUUUAAUCCAGCCAUCACAGAAAGGUUCUGCAGUGCCCUUGCAUUUGACAAAGCAAUCCCGCUUGCAAGUAGUUUCUGGGGGAUCAAUUCCACAAACAAAAGUUGUUACUGGAAACUCUGCCUCCCUGCCAGAUAAGGGGCCUGGCUUGAUACUUACUUUCAGUAAUGGAACACUUGGUGCAGUUGCUAGCAUUGUUUGCGGUGGUAACCCUCCGAUAUUGGAUAGUACACGUGCCAGUAUGCAAGGACAAACACUGGUAACUGACAAAAGUCGACAAAAUACAUGUCCAUUAACGAGUAGUUCCAGAGUAGGUUGUAUGAAGACCACACCAGUAAAUGUUUUGUCUUCCAAAGACUCUUUACCUAAAGGUUCAGUUUCUGCAGUGUUUGAUCAUCAUUCUUAUGCAAAGCUUGCUUUUGAUACUAAUGACAGCCAUUCGGCUGAGAAAGGUUCAUUAAAUAUAAAUGGUCAGGAUGCACAUUUAUGCGGUGAACAACUUGAAAAUGUUAAAUCAACUGUAUCAAAUAAUUCAUUGUCAUUUCCACUGAGACAGGAGGUUGGUUUGGGUAAUGAGGGCAUGCAGACAAAUAGAAGUACUGAAAAUGAACCAGACCAACAAACUGUUGUGCUUCAGUGUAUUAUGCAGAAGAAACCUACUGGGGUUACAAGUGAAGAAACGGUAGCCAAUUCUAGUUUCAUGCCUGAAGAAAAUGGACCACUUAAGAAGAUUUUAUUGCGAUUUGUUAAAAGUUCUAAUGGGGAGUCUGGGAUGAAGGGCAACCAAUUUCUGAAAAAUCCAGUGGCAUUUCACAAUGAUGCAGCAGGCAGCUUUACUAAGCCUUUACAGCAACCAACUCAGGCUGUAUUGUUUACUGGUGGCUCUCCAUGUAUCCUGUUACCAGUGAGUAAACCUGUGCCCUCAAUUCCUGCAAAUGAUGGCAUCCCUCCCCAAAUCCAUGCUCAGGCUUCCCUUAAACUUCCCAUUCCUCCAGCUCUCCGAAGUUCAUCAAUUCGUUCUGCUGAGAGAAGAAAUACCAAUAAAGCCUCUUCAGUUACUUCACAGAGGUCUGCAACAAAGUCAAACUGCCGAUGGGAUAAUGAGAAAUCUGAUGAACUGUGGCAACCACGCAAGUCAUGUAAUGAAAAUUUUGUAUUCAGAUACAGCAAACGAUUAAAAAACAAGUUGGAGAAUUCUGAAAAUCCACCAAAGAUGGUAACCAGUAGCUUCAGUCAGCUUAAAGGAACAGAAGAGAGGGAACAAAACAAACCACCUGAAGUUAACAAUAUGGCAUCUAGUCGUAGAAUUGUGAAAACCCUAAGGCUUGUACCUUUUGAUCAUGGGCAGCUUAUUAGAUGCCCUAGAAGAAAUCAGCCUGUGAUAGUGCUUAAUCAUCCUGAUGUUGAUGUACCUGAAGUGGUUAAUGUCAUGAAAACCAUUAAGAAGUGUAAAGGAAAUGUUCUCAAAGUAGUUUUAUCAAAAAGAACAAUUUGUGCUUUGUUGAAUUCUUGCAGCAGUGUGCAAGUAGCUACAAAAGGGUUCCUCAUCAAUCAGUGCAAAAAGAUAAAACCAGUGAGCCCUGUGAAAGAAAGAUAUGUACUGAAGUUAAAGUUGAAAAAGACAAGCAAGAACAAUUAUCAGAUUGUGAAAUCCAUUUCAAGUAAAACUAUUGACGCUAAAUUCAGCUGCUGGUUUUGUGGCCGAAUAUUUGAUAACCAGGAGGAUUGGGUGGGUCAUGGUCAACGACAUUUAAUGGAAGCUACGAGGGACUGGAAUAUCUUGACUUGAUAGUGGAUUAAAUGCCUGAAAAAGAUCCAGGACUCUGAAAGUGAUGUGUGAUUUUUAUGUUUUACGUAUGUCCAAUUCAUUAAUGCACCACUUCAGUUGUUAAUGUGAAUUUACUUUGAGAGGAACUGUUAGGGGUAUGUCUUCUGGAACCUGAAUGAUGAGAAUGUUCAAACCUGAAUGUACUGAAGGCUUUUAUAGAAUGUUAGUAGUGUUUUCAUAGUGGGAACUGUUUGUAACAGUGGUUUUGGCACAGUAUUGGGAUUUGCCUAAUACUAUAAAUAACUGAAUAAAUGCACUCUUCAGAAUCACUUCAGAGAAUUUGGUGCAAAUAACAAUAUUUUUAAAGUUUUUGAUUUUUUAUUUUGAUCUAAAAUCUUCAGUAAGGAGGGGUAUUACUGUUUGUGGUAGAAAUGUAUAUUAUGAUAGUUGAGAAUUUUGGCUCAAUCAAUUGUAUUUUGCCCUAAUUUACAUGUGCUGCUUAGCACAAUUGUGUGUUGGACUCAGCAAAGACAAUCAUUUGUACUUCUAACCUCUGUUUGCUAUAUGAUGAGAAUAAGUUACCACAAAUGAUUAAACAAACUUUUUAGAUUUAGAAACAGUCAACACCCAGUUUUCUGCUGUCCUGAUUACUCUCUAUGCAGUGAAUUGUAAUAAAAUGUAGAACAUAUUUGGUACUUUUUUCAUUUAAUACAUUUAUUUUGUAUCUUUUUAUGUACAUGCAGCGAGGUAAGCAGUGCGGUUGGGAUAAUUCAUGUAUUUGGUUUCCCUUUGUGUUUAUUAUUGUCAAUAAGGUAUCCACGUCCUUAAAGUGAACCAGAAUUUUGCUCGGAUAUAUCUUGAGGCACACACUUUUCAGGAGAUGUAUCACUAGCAUGCUGCAAUGACCCCAUAAAGCAGCAACUCAUUUUUUGCACUCCUCAUGUGGCCUUAAAGGAGGGUCGUGUGUGGCUGUAAGUUCAAUGUGUGGCAGGUGUAGAGUUAUUGCAGGACCAUGGCAAAAGAGGAAGAGAUUGGGAUUAAUUGGAGAUAGCCCUUUCAAAGAGCAUCAUGAACUGAAUGGUCUCCUCCUGUGCUGAGAUACAAUGAUUCUAUGACACCAUUGGUGUAAAAAUCAAUAAUUGGGAUGAGAUCUGAAAUGCUAUAAAUGUCAGGAUGGGUGCACACACCAGGUGCCCUUGACCACCCCAGGCACAGAAAAAUUUUGGCUGGUUUGCUCAUUUAACCUAUGCACUGUUUUCCACCUCUUCAAACUAACAGAUGCCAAUGUUAAGAGAGGGAGUUAUGGAUGAAAAAGAGGUAGGUUUGUAUAUAGUUCUUUUAUCUCUGGUAACAUAAUUUGAAAACAAAUGCAAAUUAAUAUGGAUACAGUUUGCUCAUCUGUCUUCGUAUUAUCUUUUGAGUAGCUGCUUGCAAUUGAGUCUGUCUGGCCUGCUUGUCCUGUUUAAAGUGUGCAUUUAUUGGUGAUCUGUCCAAACUAUUAUAAUUCAGUAGUCUUCUUCCUCUGCACCCUAAAUUGACUGUGAAACACUGAAAAUUGUGCAGUGGCAGAAUUUAUACUGUUUAAUGUAGAAUACAGUUCAGUAGUCUGAAUUUGGUAUUCCAUGUAGGAUUUCUAUUCCUGCAGAUGUGAAAGGUACUAGUAGUUUGCUAGGUUUCUGAUAUUUGGAAGGGGCAAUAUUACAGAAGUGUUCUAUUUUUCUAUUAAUUGUAAAACCAUGCCUACUUGUAAAGAAAACCUGUGUUUUUAUAACAAAGUAUAAAAAAGGCAAAUAUUUAUGUAACAUUAAUAACUUGGGUUAUAUUUUUACAGUAAUGGUUCUUUGCUGUACUAAGCAGUUUAUAAAGUAAACCCUGGUUUUGAAACACCAUUUCGUUGACUAGUAAAUGCACCAAAAGGAAUGUUAGAUUUGGAAUUUGUUUAAUGUAGGCAGGUUUUUUGCUUCAGUUUUUAGUAUGUGUUUCUAAAUAAACCAUUGCUUGCUGGAGCUGAAAUUGGAAUUUUUUUUUUUUAUAUAUUGGAAAUGGAUUUGAGUGAGUUCCAAAUAACCAGUGUCAAAACCGUAAUACUUUUAAAAAUAUAUAUAUUUUAUAGCUAUGCACUACCAAUAUUGGGUUAUUUCUUUCAAGGUCAGCUUUUACAAAUGCACGCUAUUUUGAAUACAUCUAUGUACAUUUUCUUCAGAAAUAAAGUUAAUUAAAACAA